UAAGAUUACUAACAACAAAAGCGUCGUGACUUCCUCGUACAAUUGAGGGUCUAUUUUUGGAGCUGUGUGGGGGGAAAUCUAAACGUGCAAUAAAACUCCUUGCCUGAGAACACAGGUUGUGAUUCUGUUGAGACCAGCCCUGUACGACAUUUCGAACACGUCAACGUGACCAUUGUAUGGAAGGACCACUUCAUGUUUACAGCUUGGCUGUUCCUGACCACUGCAAACCCAGGGAGCCAAAGUUAUCGACACAACUCAUAGAUCAAACGGUUUCGCAACUAGUAUACAUGGCGUUGCAUUCUGGCGUAACGCUCUCCGUCGACAAGCAAGGACCACCUGAAACGCCAAUACUUUUAAAAUCACAAUACAAAGAACAAGGUUCACAUCAGCUGCACACUCCGAACAUCCCCAACCUGUGUGACCUUAUCAGUGACAGUGCUCCUAGCAAACCAAAACCAAAACCAACCAGCAAAGUAUCAAGGUCAAGAUCUAUUCUGGAAUCACAACUCAUAGACGUAAAAGCUCUCAUCGAAGAACAAAUGAACAUUGACCAGUCGACACCGAAACAACGAAUCGCCGAGCUGGACGCUAUGGUACAGGAGAUCAUAUUGGGUGGCAUGCCUGGCAAAUCAGAGAGUAACCCAGCUGACCAGAACCAAUCAAAAACUCCAACAGAAGAUCAAAGAGGUCAACCUCGAUUGUGGAGUUUUAUGUUUAAACUGUUGGAGUACAGCGGUUCGAACCCGUCCCUAGCUACGUGGGUGAACCGGUCUGAGGGAGAGUUCCAGAUCGUCAAACCAAAAGAGGUCGCGUUUCUGUGGGGUCUAAUCAAGAACAAUGAAGGGAUGAAUUACGAGAAACUAAGCCGUGGCUUGAGGUACUAUUACCGAACUGGCGUCAUGGUUCGAGUCCCUGGUCGUCUGCUGUACAAAUAUGGCCCUAAAGCUAAGAUAUGGGAUUUGAUGAAGAAACCGCACUGUUCAGUUGUACACCACCACUACCACCACCAUCAGCACCACCCACUUGCCUCAGCUAAACCGACGUCUCUAGACAUUCCGCAGUAUAACCUAGUACGGAGCGAAAGCGUCAACUGCGUGGAAACAGGCCAGUUCAAAGACGUCAUUGACGUUUUAGAUUCUUUAGAGUCUUCAUCGUAUAACUCUUCACCAGAAGCAUUUGGUGGCCAGCAGCAAACAUCAGUGUCAUUCAGUGAGCCGAUGGAUUUACACUGAUGACUAAUUAAACGUAAGGACUGCUCCCCGUCGGUCAGGCACACCAGUCAUGGAACCGGUCGUUACCGUAACCCCUUGGCGUUUCUCAUCUUAUUUAAGCUUGGCUUGGGUGGGUGGCUUGCUCGAUUUGGAUUCGAAAUGAUUCCAGUGUCACAGUCGGCCCGUUCCAGUGGUUGUAGGUGGCCAAAGGAAAUGACAGAUUACGUCACUUCCUGUCAUUCUUUGGCGUGAAAUAGUAUGCAAUAGCUAUCCACAAUCAUAUAGUCUAUGCUGAUAGAGUAAUGCAAUAGGGCCUACAAGCUCUUAAUUUUUUUUAAACAUCCUAUUGUAACGACUGUAUGACAUUUGUUACUGUAGCUUUUUAAAUAUUAUUUUAAAAUUAAAUCGUAUAUAACACUAUAGUACACCCCAGUUAUUCAGCUUUCAGUGGAGAUUUUCAUGACUUUUAAAACAUUGGCGUCAUCAAGGAUAAUUAUUAAAUUGUUAAAAACCGAGUGUUUUAAAGUACUCGGUCUUUAAAGACUUUAUGAUUGUGGGUGGCUUAUCGGAUCUGUUAGCGAUCCACCCUCUUCGUUUUGCACCUGUUGCAAUUCUCGCCUGUUAAGGCCCAAACUCUCGUCCAGUAAGGACGAUAACUUGUUUAUCGUAAUAUUAUGCAUGAAAUGAGACUGCACAAAGUUUUAAUAUUGUAGUGACUAAAAUACUUAUAUAAGUAAUAAUUAUUCAGACAAAGCUGAUGUAUUUUUUACAACUGCAUUGUACAUACAGAGAUACCACUACCGCGAACAGGUUUUUUUAAAUAUAUUUUUUAAAUGUUGUCUUUUUGUGUAUUACCGUGAACUAUCAAAAUUUCAGAUUCUAUUUACCUUUAAUUUACUGUCUCAAGCAAUUCUUUGUGCAGUUUCUAUGCUAAUCGUUAUAUUGCGUUCUGUAAAUCAAGUUGGUUUAUUUUUUCUGUAUCCUCUAUGAGGAAACUAUGUUUUAUACUUUUAAUAAAUACAUGUAUAUAGCUUAA
Molecule: messenger RNA, 2247 nt
Organism: Gigantopelta aegis
Lineage: Eukaryota; Metazoa; Mollusca; Gastropoda; Neomphalida; Peltospiridae
Product: protein C-ets-2-like
Exons: 7
Coding region: 177-1232 (351 amino acids)
Biological process (GO): regulation of transcription by RNA polymerase II; cell differentiation
Cellular component (GO): nucleus
Molecular function (GO): sequence-specific DNA binding; DNA-binding transcription factor activity, RNA polymerase II-specific
Source: RefSeq, a predicted model, not a curated record